Molecule: messenger RNA, 1466 nt
Organism: Corylus avellana
Lineage: Eukaryota; Viridiplantae; Streptophyta; Magnoliopsida; Fagales; Betulaceae
Product: alpha/beta-Hydrolases superfamily protein
Source: RefSeq, a predicted model, not a curated record
UCUCUCUCUCUCUCUCUCUCUCUCUCAUCUAUUUUCGACCUUUUGCUAUUUUCGAAAAAUCUCUGCCUCUUCAUGAAGCAAACCAUUUCUGUCGUUGACUAUAUAUAUAAAGGAUAACAUCACCAUCCACCUCCUCCUCUUAUUCUCAUCUUUCAAGUGCCAUCUAUUGUAGAUCCACCACUUGUGAAAGAAAGCAUGCUAGUUUUGGUUUUGGUUGCUUAAUCUUUCUGUUCUUUGCUCGCUCUACCAUGAAGAUGGAGGUUGAAUAUCAACAAGAAUACAAAAGGAAUUCAAGAGGAGUGCAGCUCUUUACAUGCAGAUGGUUGCCUUUUUCUUCUCCAAAGGCUCUUGUUUUCCUUUGCCAUGGGUAUGGCAUGGAGUGCAGCGGUUUCAUGAGAGAAUGCGGGAUAAGGCUUGCGCGUGCGGGAUAUGCUGUAUUUGGGAUUGAUUAUGAAGGACAUGGACGAUCCAAGGGUGCUCGUUGUUACAUCAAGAAGUUUGACAACAUCGUUAAUGACUGCUAUGAUUUUUUCAAGUCAGUUAGUGUGCAGGAAGAGUACAAGAAUAAGUGCAGGUUCUUGUAUGGAGAGUCCAUGGGAGGGGCAGUGGCCCUACUAUUGCACAAAAAGGACCCUGCUUUUUGGAAUGGUUCCAUUCUUGUUGCACCCAUGUGUAAGAUAUCAGAGAAGGUGAAGCCGCACCCGGUGAUUGUGAAUAUCUUGACCCGAGUAGAAGAAAUUAUUCCGAGAUGGAAGAUAGUUCCCACGAAGGAUGUCAUCGAUGCGGCCUUCAAAGACCCUAUUAAGCGAGAAGAAAUAAGGAACAACAAGUUGAUAUACCAAGACAAACCCAGGCUGAAAACUGCUCUGGAAAUGCUGAGAACUAGUAUGAGCCUUGAAGAGAGUUUAAGUGAGGUGCAACUACCAUUCUUUGUGUUGCAUGGGGAAGCAGAUAUAGUGACGGACCCAGAAGUAAGCAGGGCACUGUAUGAGCGAGCGAGCAGCAGAGACAAGACCAUAAAACUGUACCCAGGAAUGUGGCAUGGUUUAACAUCUGGAGAGCCUGACGAGAACAUUGAAAUUGUAUUUGCCGACAUCAUAGAUUGGCUUGUUAGACAUACCAGCGACAACAAUAGUACUGUUGCUGAUCAACCAAUUCACCCUACAUACAACAAUGGCAUAAUUGAAUUAGCCGCCACUGCAGCGUGCCCGGCAACAAUAAAUAAACAACCGCGGCAACAUCGAAGACAAUCACACAGCAGUUAUCUUUGUGGGUUGAAGGGGCGCCGUUUGUUCCAUCACUCAGCAAUGUAGCUAGCCUACUUUUUGAUCGGUCCUUAAUUGUGUCUGCUCCUAAUCUUUCUCUAUGGUUGUGGUUUACUUUAUAUAUAGCUAGUGGUCUUCAUUUUCUCCCGAGUAUGAUGUGAAUAAUUGGUUCUUGUUGAUGUACCUACGGUAAUUGCUUUC